Microthlaspi erraticum is the source of this 363-nucleotide messenger RNA. The record is from the annotation of a GenBank genome assembly. NCBI's taxonomy places the organism in Eukaryota, Viridiplantae, Streptophyta, Magnoliopsida, Brassicales, Brassicaceae.
AUGGGAAGAUUAUUCGUGACAAACAUCGAUGGACCAGUCUACAAAUGCAAGCGUUGCCAAGUCAAAAUCACUUACGCCGAUCCAGCUAAAAGGUCACUGCCGUCGGCUGACUUUCCGGCCAGCUUUGGGAAACUGUAUUACGUCAUGGAAUGCUACAAUGUGGUGGUUGGAAAUAGAGUGGCAAUCGCUAUAGAUGGAAACAUUAACGAUUCAAUGCGUGAGAUUUCCUGCGUCGCUUGUGGCUCACGUCUCGGCUUACGCUAUGAGAGCAACGAUAGGAGACUCAUGUACAAUCAAGGACAUUUUCUCAUCAACAGGUAUAAGCUCCGUGGACCACGAAAUGGAAGCGAUGAUGAGAAUUGA